ACUCAGUCUUGAUGGAACAUUCGUUGGAAUACGACUGCGGGUUCGUUAUAAAUUUUAUUUAACUAGCAGUGCCACUAAGGAAAUAUGAAGCUCCUUGUUUUAGUGGGUCUUUUAGGCCUUCUGGUCACACUUUUUGUGGGAUCCACGGAGGCUAGCUAUUGCCCCUGCAACCUCCGGAAGGCAGAGGUCUGCGGAACCAAUGGUGUAACCUAUCAAAAUCGCUGCCUCUUUGAUUGCACUCAGAGGGAGUACAGAAAACUGGGAAGAACUCUGAAUAUACGCAAACAGGGAUCAUUGCCAACCUAAAAGUUUCUUUUAAAUAAGGAAAUAAAUCCUUUUUAAAUGGAAAUAACAAUAAAAAUGAAAUACUUGCAAAGUUGAAUGGAAACAAGUUCGGAGCUGGCAGUCAAGUUAUAGUGUCAAUAUUUUGUUUUCACCUCAUCCCCAUUUUAAAGUGUUUUUUA
Drosophila eugracilis is the source of this 464-nucleotide messenger RNA. RefSeq lists its product as uncharacterized. NCBI's taxonomy places the organism in Eukaryota, Metazoa, Arthropoda, Insecta, Diptera, Drosophilidae. The transcript has a single exon. The record is from RefSeq and is a predicted model, not a curated record. Gene Ontology annotation, molecular function: protein binding. Bases 85 to 306 code for a protein of 73 amino acids.